This is a messenger RNA of Erpetoichthys calabaricus (reedfish), 1086 nucleotides long. RefSeq names its product C5a anaphylatoxin chemotactic receptor 1-like. Gene Ontology annotation, molecular function: complement receptor activity; G protein-coupled receptor activity. The transcript has a single exon. The record is from RefSeq and is a predicted model, not a curated record. NCBI's taxonomy places the organism in Eukaryota, Metazoa, Chordata, Cladistia, Polypteriformes, Polypteridae. Gene Ontology annotation, biological process: positive regulation of cytosolic calcium ion concentration; complement receptor mediated signaling pathway; inflammatory response. Gene Ontology annotation, cellular component: plasma membrane. The coding region runs from base 1 to 1086 and encodes 361 amino acids.
AUGAUGGUGGCUUUAAAUUUCUCACUACUUCAAGGUGAUUAUAGAGCAGAAGAGAACUCAACUGCUGGAAACUCAAUUGACCAGAACACAGAGGAAGAGGUGCACUUGAACCUGCAGGCCCACCAUAUUCUGAUUGCAUUUUUUCACACUGUUAUUAUCAUCCUGGGUGUCAUUGGCAAUGCUGUAGUCAUUUGGAUUGCAGGAUUUAAAAUGAAGCGCACAGUCAAUUCAAUCUGGUUCUUAAAUCUGGCUUGUGCUGACCUUGUUUGCUGCCUCUGCAUCCCUUUUGUCAUGUAUACUGUUGUUCAUAACCAGCAUUGGCCUUUUGGUUUUCAAACGUGCAGGUUGAUCUAUGGCGUUAUUUACAUAAGCAGUUGCUGUGCUGUCUUUUUGCUCAUGAUCAUCAGUCUGGAUCGCUUCAUUCUUGUGGCCAAACCUGUGUGGUGUCAAAACCACCGUAAGACAUAUUGCGCCAGUCUGAUGUGCUUUCUGGUAUGGGGGCUCUCCUUGCUUCUCAUCCUUCCCGUAUUUAUUUACCAUAGAGCACACAAAGAUCCUUUAAGCCACAAGAUCAUUUGUGCAUUUAACUUCAGCAGCUUCGGUCAAAAUGAACAGGUAUUAGAGUUGGGGAUGAUAAUCUAUCAGUUCCUAGUUGGCUUCCUCUUUCCUUUUGGUUCCAUCUCUGCUUGUCAUUUCUUCAUAUUCUGGCGAAUGAGACAGAGUGGGGAAGGAAUUGGCAAGAGAUCAAAGAAAACAGUGUGGGUGAUCUGUACAAUCGUCAUCACGUUUUUUGUAUGUUGGUUCCCAUACUACAUUGCAAACUUCUUGAUAGGCCACACCUUAUCCACCUUCCAUUCGAACUCCCGCCAGGUGAUCAUUGUCCUCUAUACAAAGACUCUGGUUUACUGCAACAGCUGUCUCAACCCGCUGAUCUAUGUUUGCAUCUGCCAGGAUUUCAAGGUGCACAUGUGCAAAUCCUUCAGGGGUGUGAUGGAGAUCUUCAUGACCGAUGAUCUUCCCUCUCGUUCUGUGACCACCUUCACCCGCACGUCCUUCUCGAUAAAUUAUCAAAUAUCUCAUAUUUGA